Molecule: messenger RNA, 4424 nt
Organism: Paramormyrops kingsleyae
Lineage: Eukaryota; Metazoa; Chordata; Actinopteri; Osteoglossiformes; Mormyridae
Product: zinc finger protein PLAGL2-like
Biological process (GO): negative regulation of transcription by RNA polymerase II; regulation of cytokine production; regulation of immune system process
Cellular component (GO): nucleoplasm
Molecular function (GO): DNA-binding transcription repressor activity, RNA polymerase II-specific; RNA polymerase II cis-regulatory region sequence-specific DNA binding; DNA-binding transcription activator activity, RNA polymerase II-specific
Source: RefSeq, a predicted model, not a curated record
UCUAGCUCUGCAGCCAGAGGAGACAGAAACAGUCAGGCCCCGAAAAAUAAAAAAAAUAUAGAAAAAAUUGGAAAAAAUAAUAAAACAACAAAUCCGAGACAAAACGACAGCAUAAGGUUCCGAGGGUACUCCCACGAACUGCAGGAUGCCCAGAAGCACACCCCUCGCCCCAGAAGUGGUCACCAUGGGAACCGGCUGACAGUCAAAACCUCGUUCCCAUGGUCAUCUGAAAGAUUUGAAUAGCAAAGGCCCCUGCGCAGAUCCUGCUACGAUUGGACAUUUACCUUGUCUGGCCCUGCUUUGUCCAGCAACUGACCAGUCACGGCCAGCGAGGCAGUCAAGCUCCACCUACCUCUCCAUGGCAACGAAACCUUAGGGCUGCCAUGGCAGCAGCCACCGCCGAUGUCCCAUGCCAAACUGCCCCAGUGAGCCCAGAGAACCAGGACCUACAAAACAGAACCGCCGCUACCUUUAGCGCCGCCCUGCUGGCAGAGCAACCACGCCUGGAGCUGAGGGGAGAAGCUGAGAGUGAAGGGGAGCUGUGGAAGGGGCUCGGUAGGAACCAGUCCCCGCUGUGUCUCCUGGGCUCGCAGGACAAGCUCUGCCUCCAGACCUACUGCCAGAGCGGUGAGAAGGCCUUUCACUGCUCCCAGCCACACUGUGCCAAGGCCUUCGUCUCCAAGUACAAGCUGCUCCGACACAUGGCCACGCACUCCCAGCAGAAGACUCAUCAGUGCUCCUUCUGCGAGAAGAUGUUCCACCGCAAGGACCACCUGAAGAACCACCUGCAGACCCACGAUCCCAACAAGGAGGCCUUUCGGUGCGAGGAGUGCGGCAAGCGCUACCACACCAAGCUGGGCUAUCGCCGGCACGCCGCCAUGCACUCGGCCGCCAGCGGAGACCUCACCUGCAAGGUGUGCCUGCUGGGCUGUGAGAGCACAGCGGCGCUUCUGGAGCACCUGAGGGGUCACUCCGGCAAACCUCCGGUGGCGGGGGUGACCCGCGAGCGCCGCCACCCCUGCGCCCACUGCGACCGCCGCUUCUACACGCGCAAGGAUGUGCGGCGUCACCUGGUGGUCCACACCGGUCGCAAGGACUUCCUGUGUCCGCACUGCGCCCAGCGCUUCGGUCGUAAGGACCACCUGACGCGGCAUGCCAAGAAGAGCCACCCGCAGGAGCCGUUGGAGGGUAAGGCUGAGCUGACCCCACCCCCGAAUGUGAUUAAGGAGGAGCUCAGCCAUAUGUCAUGCGGGGGCCCCCCCAGGGUCCAUCCAGGGAACAAGCCCUUUGCAGGGGUUUUUCCUGUUGGCCUGUAUGACCCACAUCUCCAGCCAGCCCAUACUUCACCAGCAUGCCGGCCAGGGAUGGGCCGCCAUAUGGAACCACCGUGUGGUCCUCCUCACCCUCCAACCCAGCUGGCCUUGCCUGUCCCUCUAUCUCAUCACCAGCACCAUCAACACCACCUGCAGCAGCAGCAACAGCAGCAUCACCCCCCACCGCUCCCUCCUUCUUCCAGGUACCAGCCUGGAUCUACCUCAUCCUACCUCAAGAUGGAGAUGGAGAGCUUUCUGAUGGACCUGCAGAGCGGCCUGCCCCUGCCGACACUGCCCGAGCCCCAGGCUCUGCCUCCAGCCCCUCCCCACAUCCUGCCCGGCGACGAGUCGGAGUCCCUGUGUGGCGACGUCCUCUUGCCCAAGGGUCCGGCUGAGUCCUUGUGUGGUUCUAGCAUGGACUUCUCCCACCUCCUGGGCUUCCUGCCACUUAACCUGCCGCCCUACAGCACCCCCAUCGGUGCAGGCGGCCUGGUGAUGGGCUACCCGGCCACUUCCUCAUCAUCCUCCACCUCAUCCUCUUCAUCUUCCUCUCACGUGGCCGAGACCCUGGGCACAUCCCUUGCCUCCGCCCAGGUUCCACAUCAGGAAUCGUUGUCCUCAUUGCCCCUGGGGUUCAGCUCCACCCUCAGUACCAGCACUCUUCCCCGCUUCCAUCAGGCCUUCCAGUGAGGACCUCUGUCCAGCCCUAGAGUUCCAGGCCUCAGAACUUUACAGCUUACAGAGGCCCAGGUGAAAGGGCUUAGAAGGUCUGAAUCCUGCCAGAUACAGACCUCUAUAAACUCUUGCCCCAAAAACAGUAACGCUGUGUCUGUAUAGUAGGAGAUAGUACCAUAGUGACUGGAAGCAUGAUGCUAUCCACAAUAAACCUUAGGAACAAAAAGUCAAAGAUUAAUUUAGAUAUUGCUCAGAAUGAUUAGUUUGUAGUGGAUCAACGUCACUUACCUCACCCACGUGGGAAGUUUAACAGGCUAAGCCAGAUGGUGAAGUUAUGGGGUCAAAAGUUCCCGGCUGCUGCUCCAGACGGCAUAGCUCUACACGGGAUGUACAGUGAACUUGUGUGAAGAAGGAGAUUGCCUGCAGCUGUGAUUUAUGAAGACCUCAAGGGUUCGUGGCUGAAGUGUUUCUUCCCACGCCAAACAAACAAAUCCUGAGAGGUGGAUAGUUUAAGUCCAGAAAGUAGAAGUCCAGACCAAGAUUUUAUUUCAACCAACCAGUUGAGUAUAAAGAUUCACAGUCACAGAGUACUCAGUUGGUUGGCUGAAACAAAAUCUUGGUCUGGACUUCUACUUUCUGGACCUGAUCUGCCCACCUCUGAAAAGCGUAAAAGAGAACUCAGUGCCCCCUUUGUGUUUUGGGGUUUAUGGCUACCUACCUACAAUCGUACGAACAGUCGUACAGAUAGCAGACUAGUUUGCCUCAGGUUCUUCAGAGGAUAUGUGAGAUAAUCUGCCUCAAAGGAAAGCUACAGAGAUUCCCCCUGAGCCGUUUCCGGCACGAGCCGGAGGCAAGGUGAGGCCAGCAGAGGCCUUUGAGGUGGGACUCCCACCCAAAGAAGCACUUUCAACACCGCAUGCACUUCACCCCAACAGAGAUUAAAAAGACACAAAUCAGCUCUUAGAUUUGAUUCUACAUCCCUCAUACAUCUUGCAGCACUUGCUCGCAAACUCAUGCCGCUGAGGCAUCGUGAGGCGUCCAUCCUGUGUGACUCGCCCAGCGACCUCUAAAUGGAUCAAGCGGUAUGUUAGCAGCAGCCACCUGACAUAUGUGAAUAAUGUCAGGCAAGUCAAGCAGAGAUCCUGUGAAGGAAUAUUAUUGCAGUGUGUGAAACAUUUGAAAAAGUUAUUAAAUCUGCUUCCGCUUCUGUUUAGUGGUAGAUGUACUGAAGUGAAUGACUAGUGGUAAAUUGUUUGGGGGAUGGUGGACACUUGUUUUUUUUUUUUUUAAACCCCAGAUAUCAUUUGAUACGAUACUAUACUGUUCCCAUUCCUCCACCUCUAACCUCAGACAUCCUCCAAAAUGCCAUAGCUGCCCCAGUGCCUAGGUUGUGUCUGAUGGGCCCUGUUGUUUUAACCUAUUUGAAUUAAUUAAAACUGGUCCCCAGUGCAGAUCUCUGGGGUAAGUUUAGCUAAAAGCUGACUGUCAACACUACAGGCUCAGGGGCUGAAGGAUUAGCCGUUGCGUGCUAAGUUCUGGAGCUAAGCUUCCGGAAUUGUGUUCCAGAGCAUAGUGAGCGAAGACAGCCCAGUCAAACCACACUGUAUGGAUUCUGGCAGCUCCUGGACCGCAUGAACAAAAUGAGGAUGAGCAUGCGAAUGCCCCAGCUUGCCCUUUUUUUUUCGGUAUUGAAUGCCCUUUUAAAACAGGAGGGACAAUCAGGAACAUAUCAAAGGAUGCACAAAAUCUAAGCUGCUGACCCAGUUCUUAUCAGGAUCUCCAAGGAAACUUUUGCUCUUCAAUACGGCGAAGUAACUAAUUCACUGGUUGGAAAAAGUAAGUCGUUCUAAUGAACAGUGAUGCACGAGAGCUGGAUGAUUUUAGUGACAUAAGUUGUCUGCAUGUCAAAUUCAACUGGAUGAACUUUCGCCCUCAUCUCCAUGUGCCUCAGCCUUCCACACAGGCAGGGUGGAUUCCGAAUGUCCUCCACCGCCAGUCCAUAUGUGACUUGUUUUGGGGAUUAGGAAAAAAAAGUUAUGGAGUGAAAUGGAAUCGUUGUUAUAGUGACGUUCAAAACGAACAGCUCUGAGUAAAACCAACAGGGAUUGUUGCGCGUCGUCUUACAAUGUGCGUUUUCUGUUCAAGAAACCUUUAAAACAACACAUCACCUCAUUGUUCUCAGCAGAAAUCCAGGGAGGAGAGCCAGACCCCGGCACCCCAAACUCCCCCAUACUGCCUCACCUUUUACUGUAACUAUAGUAACAGUAAAAGCUGAAAAGGGGGGCCAGAGUGUCGCUAAAGAUGACAUCGUCACCUAGCUGUAGCCUAUUGGCUUUGCAUAUCUGGCUUGACCUUUGAACCCAACGAUGAUGUGCUUCUGGGUGAUACCUCAUGUGGGGUGCCUCUGAGAAUCAGGCUCUGUUCUGCUCAAAGAAA